Tilletiopsis washingtonensis is the source of this 2609-nucleotide messenger RNA. RefSeq lists its product as hypothetical. NCBI's taxonomy places the organism in Eukaryota, Fungi, Basidiomycota, Exobasidiomycetes, Entylomatales. Bases 160 to 2535 code for a protein of 791 amino acids. The record is from RefSeq and is a predicted model, not a curated record. The transcript is spliced from 2 exons. Gene Ontology annotation, biological process: mannosyl-inositol phosphorylceramide biosynthetic process. Gene Ontology annotation, molecular function: mannosyltransferase activity.
CUCCCGCCGCCAGCGUAGCACGUCUCUGCGGUCUGGAGCGAGCGCGCACCCGUCUGCUCUGAUCGCCGCCCUCAGCGAGCGCCCGAGCGUGCGCUGCGCCGCGCCGCCAGCCUCUGCCUCGCCGCACUUGACACUCCUGCCGCUGCCGGCCUCGCAGCCAUGGGCCGUCUCUUCUCGCGGCGCACCUCGACGCUGCUGCUGAGCCUGCUGGCGCUCUUCCUGCUCGGCACCGUCAUCUUCCUCUCGACGGUGCGCGCCUACUUCAGCAUCGACGACAGCGCCUACAUCCUGCCCGAGGAGCUCGGAACGUGGGAUGAGAUCCAGUGGGGCGGCGAUGCCGACACGCUGCCGCUCGGCUGGGCGGCGCGCUACCCGUGGCUCGCGACGAUGCUGCACCGCCCGCGUCCGCCAGCGGCCAGCACUGCGGCGCCCACGGCGGCCGAGCAGGCGGGCAUCGAGCGCCUCUCGGCCGCAGGCAUGGCCUCGCCCAUGCGCAACAACACGCCGGCGCCGUGGAACCCCAACUCGCCGCCAGAGAAGAUUCCGCGCAUCAUCCACCAGACGUGGAAGGACGACACGCUGCCGCCCAAGUGGCAGGCGGUGAGCGACGAGUGUCGCGCCAUGCACCCGGACUACGAGUACAUGCUCUGGUCAGACGCGGCCUCGCGCGAGUUCAUCGUGCAGCACUACCCCUGGUUCAUCAGCGUCUUCGACAACUACCCCUACGCGAUCCAGCGCGCCGAUGCGAUCCGCUACUUUGUGCUGCACAAGUACGGCGGCGUGUACAUCGACCUCGACGUCGGCUGUCUGCGGCGCUUCGACCCGCUGCUGCGCUUCGAGGUCAUCCUGCCAAAGACGAUUCCCGUGGGCGUGUCCAACGACAUUAUGUUUGCGGCGCGCGGCCAUCCGUUCAUGGAGCAGCUCAUCCACAAUCUCGUCACCUUCAACCACCAGUACCUCACCAACUACCCGACGGUCAUGUUCAGCACGGGCCCGAUGUUCGUCUCGGCCUCGUACGGCAUCUACGUCGAUGCCCAUGGCGCCGCCGUGCCCUCGCGGCCCUCUCAGCCCGCGGCGGGCUUCGAGGGCCUGCGCGUGCUGCCCAAGAGCCUGUACGGCAAGAAUGCCAAGCCGCUCGAGGCGCCCGAUGCCUUCUUCCGGCACUUCUACGGCUCGUCGUGGCACGCCAACGACGCCGGCUUCCUCAUCUUCCUGCGCGACCACGGCCGCUUCCUCAUGUUCCUCGGCGCCUGCGUCGUGGCGUGGGGCGCCGGCAAGACGCUGCUGCCGCGCCUGCUGCACGCGCUGGGCCACAAGCGACGAGGCCCGCGGCGGCCAGGCAUGGCGCGCAACGACUCGAGCGCGCGCUGGAUCAGUCUGCCGCUGCGCUCCGAGCCCGAAGCGCCAUCCUCUACGCGCAAUGCACGCACGCGCGGCGGGUACGAGAUGCUCUCUCGCGAUGCGCCCGCCGGCGCGCCGCGCGUCGCUGCACCGCGGCCACAGCGCUUCAGCGUGCCCAUGUUCGAUCUGGCAGAUCACGAUGGCGAGCAUUCCGACGAUGCCGAGAGCUCCGACUCGAACGAGGCGAGCGGCCCGCAGCAGGGCCUGCUGGCGUGGGCCGGCAGUGGCUUUGCGCGGCCCGCAUCGUCGAUGAGUGGACAGGGCGCCGGCAUGCCCCGCUCGGGCACGGCCAGCAAGAGCAAGAAGCCAUCUGCCGCCACGACUGCCACUUCCUCCGGCCUGCCAUCCAGCGGCACGCUGUACCUGCCUGCCUUCUUCGUCGGCGGCGGCAGCGGCAGUCCCGAGAGCGAUGCGUACUCGAGCGGCGGGCAUUCGCGCGGCAACAGCCUUGGCGCAUGGGCUGCUAGCCUACUGCCUCCGUCGUGGCGGGCCGCAUCGCCCAACCUCCCACGACGCACGCCGUCGCCAGCAGACUUUGACGUCGAGGCGCGUCCUGGCUCUGCCGACAUUGGCCCUCAGCCGCCCGCAGCUGCAGGCUCGGGCAAGUUUGCUCAGACGUGGACGCCGCAGGGCGAUGCGGCAAACGACGCACCGGUGCGGGCCACGCUGGCGCGCGCCAACACUCUGCAGCACACCGGUGCGCGCAGCCGGAGUAGCUCGUACAUUGCUCGACGAGGCUCCAGCGAUGCCGCACGCCUGGCUCCCGAUGCGCCACGCGGGCACUUCUCGAGUGCAUCGACAUCACGAGUCGGCGAUGACUCUGACGUGCCUCCGCCCUACGCGCCCAACUUCUCCUGGGCUCCCGGAGAGGGUUCAUCGUCGUCACCGAAUGGCUCGCCGUCUUUGGGCGUGUCCGAGCUCUCGGGCCCACACUCGGCAGCGAGCAGCUCGCACGCCAAGACGCGCUCGAGGCCGGGCCUCGUGAAGCGGCCAUCGCGAGGCACGUUGCGCAGCAUCACGCCGGCCGUCGUGCUGGACAUGGAGGCGGCAGCGGCGCAGGAUGCGAUUGAGGAGGACCAGGCGCAGGACGCUAGCUUCGUCUCAAGCACCGACUCGGAGAUGACGCCGCGAUAGAGGAGAGGGAUCGCGCACGGCAAACGAGCGCUCGGCCGCUCGCGUCUGCCCCGCGCCAUGUCACGCUGUGCGAC